This is a messenger RNA of Clavispora lusitaniae ATCC 42720, 1551 nucleotides long. RefSeq names its product Pea2p (gene PEA2). The record is from RefSeq and is a predicted model, not a curated record. NCBI's taxonomy places the organism in Eukaryota, Fungi, Ascomycota, Pichiomycetes, Serinales, Metschnikowiaceae.
AUGUUGGACCCAGAGCAGUUCAUGCAAAAUAGCCCGUUUCUGCGGGCCCACCCAAACUCAUACAACUUGGCGAAUACCACUUCAGACCUCCUAAAGUUCCAGCUUCAGGAGCAAACGCGCCUUGAUCCGCUGACGUCGCUUGCGCCGCUGCUCAUGGAGGAAAAAUUCGAGGCAAAGUUUGCAGCACACUUGGAUUCGGCGCUUAGCACCGGCGCUGUUUCUGUGGACGACUCGUGCAGCCAGAAUGACGAGUUUCUGCGCCGCGACAGCGAUUCCGGCGCCAGCUCCCCGGCCUCGGACGUGCUGGAGGCAUUGUGUGGCUCUGCGGCGCCAAACCACCUCAACUUGAAAGUUUUGAUUGAGAAUUCGGUCUUUGACGUUUCCAAAGUUGGACACACGGUGCUUUCCCUUGGCAAAGUCAAGCUGUUGAAACAAAAAAUUGCUGACAAGCGCGAGCACAAGGAGUAUUUGCAGCAGCGCAUCUCGACAGCCAACUCUUUCUGUAAUACCCUCCUCGUCGGGCCUUCGGCAAAGCCUGCAGAUGUCGACUCGGAUCUUUUGGUGAAAAUCAUCCGACAGAACAUUGGCCUCGAACAAGAGUUUAUGGAUGUCACUGCCGAGCUCGAAGCUCUUGAGGACCGCCUCAAGAAUCAUAACUUCGCUUGUCUCGUCUUGGGAUAUGUUGAGGACGUCAAGUUGUCUUCCAAUGGAACUUUUGGCGAGAAGUCUUCUCCUGCGGAAUCUCUGCUCCAACAGCGCUCGUUCGAAGCGCUCUUCUCGCAUAUUGCAUCUGUGGCCGUACAAAAGGGCGUCAACUUGCCGGCUUUUGACGGCGCAAGCCCGUCUUUGGAUUCCAAAAUCCAAUGGGCGCAAAAAUGCAUUGACACGCUUUUCACAACCUCCUCUUCCUCUGCAUCAACUGCCACAGCACCAUCUACUGCUCUGGAAGCUACGCUGCCUGAUGCGUCGAUUUUGCAGGACCACUCGUUCUUGAGCCCGGCAAAGGGCCCGAAAAUGGCUCCAGAAAAAUCAAUUGCAGAAUAUAAAGUGGCAUUGAACGACUUGCGUUUCUCUCACCAAUACUUCAUGAAGGAGUACGACUACUUGAAGGAAAACUCGUUAAAAACUAUUCUGGAUUACCGCAAGAAGAAUGCUGCUCUUGAGAAGGAAAUUGCCAUGCUUCGUAAGAGUAAUCGACUGUCUCAGCCUUCUGUCGAAGUCGUGGAUGCCAAAGAUAAAGAAAUCGCAAGACUACGGAAAGAAAUCAGCCUCAUGAAAAUAGACCACAUGGGCAGCAGAUCUCCUCGCAACAGCUCCACUUUAGCUUCGCCUUCGCUUUUCUGGCCCGACAACGAUGAUGACGAUACACAACUGCCCCAUUCUGUGUCAUCCUUCAGAUCCAAUACCAAGUCUAAUACGAGCACUGCCAUUUUGCGCAAGGAAUUCAAGAAAAUUGUUUCCGAGAUCCAGGACCGCCACGAAGUUGAGUUGAGUGAAGAACGCCAUUUAAGGCGCCAGUUGGAAGAGAAGCUACAGAAAGAGACCAGCUAA